Molecule: messenger RNA, 1322 nt
Organism: Symbiodinium sp. CCMP2592
Lineage: Eukaryota; Dinophyceae; Suessiales; Symbiodiniaceae
Source: the annotation of a GenBank genome assembly
AUGCCGGAGAUCAAAUUUGACCCGGCUGAACAUGCCAUUGGAGGCCUACCGCAGUGUGCUGCAUGCAAGCACCGUUUCCAGAGCUGGCAGGAGCUAAAGGUCCACAUAGAAAAAGGCCGAUGCCACCAACAGGACGUGGAUACCCGGGAGCCGAACACCGGCCCCACACAGGAUGUCGCCCCCUCUCUGGCAAACCCCACACUGGCUGCCCAGACCACCGAGGAGAAGCCGCGAUUGCCACCGCAUCGCAACCCAAGAGUAGCGGACUUGAUUCGUGAACAGGGCUGGGAAGCCCUUGUGAGCAGUGAGCACGCGGAGGACCUAAAACAGCACUGCUGCAUUUGUGCCAGAUGGAUGGUUGACACAACGUCCAUCAAAAGACACAUGAGAAACUCCCAUCCUGAAAUCUGGAAGCAAGAACAAAUCCAGAUGUUCGGCUACCUGCUGCCGGGGCUGAGCGAAUCCAACAAGCGACCUCCAGCAACGCCGCAACAGCAGAGCACCAAGGGGGAGGAGUCCGGCAAAGGAGGGGGCAAGAGACGGCGCACGCGCCGAGGACAGGGGAGCCAGAGUUCGGCCCCGGCGGAAGCACUGAAGAAGGACGGCGGCAAGCUCCUCAAUCUGAUCUCACGCAUCCUGCUCCAGCACGAGGACAGCAUCAACGCCGCCAAAAUGGAUCGGGGCUUCACGGUCUUCAUGGCCCAGACGGGACCGGCAGGACUACUCACCAGCCUUUACCAGGCAAGUCUCGCUUGGAAUCAGGUACGGGAGAACGAGCCGGCGAAGAUCACACAACCGCUACGAAUCACGUUGCUAACCUUGAUGAUCGCGGAGCUAAAGGUGCGCCUCCAGAAUCUGGAAAAGAAGCCGGAGGCAAAGCAACUGGCCAUCAGUGCGGGCUGGCUGGAUCAGCAAGACCGGCUGCAGUACCAAAAGUGGGACGCAGAAAACAAAAAGCUGAUACCUCAUCCCACGAUGCCAGGCCUAACGAUCACGGAGGUGAUGCUGAACCUGACAGAGAUCGAGCCGCUCAUUCUGGAGUCCUUGGUGUUGCGUUUUCACGCGCCGCGAAAGCUCAAGCCAACACCGGAGACGGAGAACAAGGCGGUCUUCAAGUUGGAGGUCUCACUUCGAAGCACAGAAGCAGAUCAACUAUACCAGAGCCUCGCGAAGCUGGAGAACAAUGCAGUAUGGCAACUCAUAGGAUGCCAGCUCAGAAAGGACGGCAUGCGCCGAUCCAACCCAGUGCAGGAGCUGAUGAAGCUGCUCAGCCAGGGAGGUUCCACCUGCUGGGGUGGGGACAACCACAUGUGCAACACGAU